CCCGGGCCCUCAGGGAGCUCAGCUCGGGAGCCGGGCGGGGAGUACGAACGCGGCUGCUGGCUCCCGGGUGCUCUAGUCCGGACGCACAGCAGCAUGACCCAGUCGGUGGUCGUACAGGUCGGCCAGUGCGGAAACCAGAUCGGCUGCUGCUUCUGGGAUCUGGCGCUAAGGGAGCACGCCGCGGUCAACCAGAAAGGAAUUUAUGACGAGGCAAUAAGCAGCUUCUUUAGAAAUGUGGAUACCAGAGUGGUUGGUGAUGGUGGCAAUAUUUCCAAGGGGAAAAUUUGUUCUUUGAAAGCACGAGCUGUCUUGAUUGACAUGGAGGAAGGGGUAGUAAAUGAAAUUCUGCAGGGACCGUUGAGAGAUGUGUUUGAUAGCAAGCAGCUCAUCACUGAUAUUUCUGGCUCAGGGAAUAAUUGGGCUGUGGGUCACAAAGUUUUUGGCAGGCUUUAUCAAGAACAGAUUUUAGAGAAACUCAGAAAGUCGGCAGAGCACUGUGAUUGUUUACAGUGUUUUUUUAUAAUACAUUCCAUGGGAGGAGGAACAGGGUCUGGACUUGGCACGUUUCUCUUAAAGGUGCUUGAGGACGAAUUCCCAGAAGUAUACAGAUUUGUGACUUCAGUUUAUCCUUCUGGUGAGGAUGAUGUCAUAACCUCACCUUAUAAUAGCAUCUUGGCAAUGAAGGAACUUAAUGAGCAUGCAGACUGUGUGUUGCCCAUUGACAACCAAUCUUUAUUUGACAUCAUUAGCAAAAUUGACCUCAUGGUGAAUUCUGGAAAGUUGGGUACAACUAUAAAGCCAAAGAGUCUGGUUACUUCAAGUGCUGGGGCUUUGAAAAAGCAGCACCAGAAGCCCUUUGAUGCGAUGAACAACAUUGUGGCAAAUUUGCUGCUGAACCUAACCAGCUCUGCAAGGUUUGAAGGGUCCCUUAAUAUGGAUCUUAAUGAAAUCAGCAUGAAUUUAGUUCCUUUUCCUCAACUGCAUUAUCUUGUGUCAAGCCUAACACCUCUGUAUACACUGGCAGAUGUUAAUAUUCCUACCCGAAGGUUGGAUCAGAUGUUUUCAGAUGCCUUUAGUAAAGAUCACCAGCUAAUUCGGGCUGACCCCAAACAUAGCCUCUACCUCGCCUGUGCCCUUAUGGUUAGAGGAAAUGUACAGGUUUCAGAUCUUCGCAGAAAUAUUGAAAGAUUAAAACCUUCUCUACAGUUUAUCUCCUGGAAUCAAGAAGGCUGGAAAACCAGCCUGUGUUCAGUACCUCCCGUGGGGCAUUCCCAUUCAUUAUUAGCUCUAGCAAAUAACACAUGCGUGAAGCCUACCUUCAUGGAACUCAGAGAGCGAUUCAUGAGGCUCUACAAGAAAAAGGCUCAUCUUCAUCACUAUCUACAAAUUGAAGGGAUGGAGGAAAGCUGUUUCAUGGAAGCCGAGUCAUCUUUAUCUGCGCUCAUAGAGGAAUAUAACCAACUGGACGCCACACGAAGCAUGCCUGUGGAGGAUUUACCUAGACUAAGCGUAGCUGUGUAAAACAGAACCCCAAAAGUACUUUUACUAUUCUGAAUUUCACAUUUUUUGGUCACUUUAUCUGUUUUCAGAACUUUUGUGAUUCAGAAAGUCUAGUUUGCACUUUUCAUAUUAGAAAGCAUUUUUGCCUUAAAAAAAAGAGUGGUUUUCCUUUCAUCACAAUUCGUGGGCGAUACCAGUGUGUGACAUUACUGAAAGUCCUAGUACCUUUGACCUCAAACAUUUAUCUUCAGAAAGUUCCCC
This is a messenger RNA of Panthera uncia (snow leopard), 1761 nucleotides long. RefSeq names its product tubulin epsilon 1 (gene TUBE1). Lineage: Eukaryota; Metazoa; Chordata; Mammalia; Carnivora; Felidae. The record is from RefSeq and is a predicted model, not a curated record. Gene Ontology annotation, molecular function: structural constituent of cytoskeleton; GTP binding. The transcript is spliced from 12 exons. The coding region runs from base 94 to 1521 and encodes 475 amino acids. Gene Ontology annotation, cellular component: cytoplasm; microtubule. Gene Ontology annotation, biological process: mitotic cell cycle; microtubule cytoskeleton organization.